GAAAAAUGGUCAAAUACAUCAAGUGGUCUAGAUAUCAAAAGAAUUUCAUUAACUUAAUUAUGCUCUCCGAGUAUAUUGUCCCUGGCACGUAGUUAUCAUUCAUGUGAUGUUGUCAAUGUUAUAUGUGUAACCCUGGUAAAUACUAGCCUAACGUUACUGCUCGGCUAGAGAUGUUCUCUUUAGCGAUCGGUGAGCGUAAGACUAUAUAGCUAGUAAGCCAGGGGUCCCAGGUUCGAUCCCUAGCGGAGGCAGUGAUUUAAAUCUAAUUAAUCCUGUGCUCUGUUACUGAUGUUUUGUAUAAUGUGUAUGACUCAAAGUUAAUAAAGAACUUGAACUAUGUCUAUAUGUAAAAUUGUGACAGGAUGGGUUAAGUGAAUGUCCGGAACAAAGAAUUAUUACAUUAAAAAAUAAAGAUUCAGUUAAACGAUCUCUUCAAAGAGAAACACAUUUUAACAAAGGAUAGCAAUAUCUUGUAGGCGUGAAGUUUUUAAGCAUUUUGUUCUUUGGUUUGUGUUUUGUAAAUGAAAAAUAAAUCCGUACUGUCCGGAACAUUUAGACCGGGUAUUAUAAUGUACAUUUUUACCGGAAACAACUCUUUCCAAUAUGGCGUCAAACGAAAACAGCGCACGGAAUCAAAAUAAACACAGGUUCGACCUACCACCUCCGCUUAAAACUGACACGACAAGGUUGGAUAACAAGAUUCCAGACACUCAAGAGAACAGCUAUACGUCCAAUUUGGACAGCAUGGCGAAAUCUGAGUACAAGAAUGCACAGGAGUAUGCAAGGGCCCUUCAGCCAUGGUUGUAUCAAUACAGACUAUGGAGUUUACUAAGUUCGGCACCUUCAAUGUUUCCGUAUCAAAUGAUGAACUGUAUGCCUCCUAUAAGUCCGCUCAACAGCUCUCAACGCAAUCUGAGAGGAGUAGUAAAUCCAUUAGCGACAAAUAUCCCUCAUGACCCGACAUCCGGGAGUAGAAUCCAGACCCCGCCAGCUUUUGGAGGUCGAGGACGAACUGCGCCAACUACAAAUAUCAUUCGAGGUACAGAGUACACAAUCCCAUCUCUGUGGAAGAGGGUGCUAGCAGAACUGGUUGAUUUUGCUGUGCUUUUUUAUAUGAAGAUAAUUGUCACUGUGAUAAUACUCAGACAGAUGGGAUAUUUACGAGACGACAACAAUAUAUUAGAUGUACACCUCGAUCUUGUUCCUGUCCUGGAUUUCGCAAAAGUGGACUGGGACGAUGCACUGAAUUUCACCUCCGAAAUAAUUGCACUGGAAGUUGUUAAUCGUGUCUUCAUUACGCUUUUCGAGACUCUGUGCAUACGACAAGGCUAUGGAUCGAUAGGUGGCGCCACGCCAGGAAAGAGAAUUCUGGGAUUGAAGGUGGUUUCCUGUGAGGAAGUGAUUGUACCAGCCCACUUUAGAAAUGGUGGGGUAAUCGUCAUUCCGGCUCAGAAUGUGGGCAUGGUCAGUGCCCUGGUGAGAUCAACUAUCAAGAAUUUUACAAUGGCCUUUUUGUUUCCGGCUUGUUUCACCGUUUUCUUUUUCCGACAUAGUCGAGCAGCCUAUGACGUGAUAGCAAAGACAAUAGUUGUUCAAGCACCGAAUCCACAUCAAAAUCAGCCCCAGCAAUGAUUGGCAUCGGAUAAAUGAGAUCAGACUUCUAGUAAUCGGCAUAUAAUCUUGCAUCGUCCUCCACAGUGAUUUGUCUCUGGUGAUAUAAACCACUCCUAUUAUUAACAGGAUGUAAUUUUUCAUUGUUCUCCGCAACAAUUAGUAUCCGAUAUGAUAUUGGACUCCUAGCAGAUGUCAUAUUAGACAUAUUAAACUCCUACGUGUACUUACAUCGUCCUCCGCUGUGAUUGGUCUUCUAACUCCUUGGAACUGGCAUGUAAUCUUAAUAUAUUAUCCUCCGCAGUAACUGGCAUCAGAUGUCGUUAGGCAUCCGUCAACAUCAUCAAAUAUUACAUCUCAUUCCAAAUUUACCCGCAUACUGGUUGAUUCAAUGAAAUUUAAAUGUGUAUAACUAAUAACAAUAUCCUGACAUAGUGAAUCUGGGUAUCAUUUAUUUUUAUUUUUUUUUAUCGAAUUUUUGCCUACUUAUUGGAAGAAAUUUUCAUUUUUUUUCUGUAGAAGUCCUCUUAAACUAACCAGUACAAUAAUUUCAAGUUUCAGGUUGUCUGGUAUGUAUACCAUGCAUUUUAAUUUUUUUUUUCACUUCCAAUAAUUGUCAUGACUACCAAACAACAGAUCUCUGAUUAGUGAAGACUACUUUGCCCAUAAAAUCUGAUUUAUCUGAAAAUUGGUCGGUGGAAGUCUCCAGAGAUUUUGAGUACCUUACAUUAACCUUCAUUGAUGAAAUGAAGAUCUCCUUAGUUCUAAAACAAGCACCUUACAGAUGAACCUUUAGUAUCUGUCACUUUGUUGAUGUUUAUUAUUUAUUGUUUUAUUAUUAUAUUGCACCCAGAAUUAUCAUACAUGUAUUGUAUUUAUGAUUUACCAUGUACAUUGCGUGCCUGCCUACAACACCAUUGUUUUGUGUUGGUUUGGGGGUGGGGAUGUGUGUGCCUGCCUACAGCACUGACCAUUGUUUUGUGUUGGUU
Pecten maximus is the source of this 2600-nucleotide messenger RNA. RefSeq names its product protein FAM8A1-like. Lineage: Eukaryota; Metazoa; Mollusca; Bivalvia; Pectinida; Pectinidae. The record is from RefSeq and is a predicted model, not a curated record. Bases 604 to 1632 code for a protein of 342 amino acids. The transcript has 5 exons.